Messenger RNA from Harmonia axyridis, 1014 nucleotides. RefSeq lists its product as uncharacterized. The record is from RefSeq and is a predicted model, not a curated record. The transcript has 5 exons. Lineage: Eukaryota; Metazoa; Arthropoda; Insecta; Coleoptera; Coccinellidae. Bases 85 to 879 code for a protein of 264 amino acids.
UUUGUCUUCGUAUAGUAUAAAAGUUUCUGUAGAUGUUUUGAGAAAAUAGUUAUAGGAAUCUUUCGAAGGUGCCACAGUCUCAAGAUGCAGUUCAAGUGUUUUAGUGUUUUGGUGAUUUUGAUCGCUAUUGGAUCGAUUAAGGCUGAGUUUCCUAUCAGAAGUGUCCUAAAGAGUUUUCAAAAAUGUUUCGACAAAGGAGGAUUCAACGGUGUAGUCAAUUGUGCUGGACUCAGAACACUGAACAUGAUGAGAAGUUUAUCUCAUAAAAACACUCUGGAGGUUCUACCAGGGAUAGUUCUUCAAAGAGAUGGACCGACUGAUAUCCCCAAUAAAAUAAUGGAUGAAGAUUUACCCAUAAAUCCUGUGAAUCGUUCUGAGAAAAUCCUGGAACUCCUUGGAGAUGAAACGAUGAAAUUAAUCUCACAAAGGACUCUCACAGUCAAACUACCUAAAAUAAAUUCGGAGGAAAUAUCUAGAGCAUUGAAAGAAGGAGAAGAAGGAAGAGGAAGAAAGAAAAAUCGUUUUGGUAAUUUUGGUGGAAUGAUUGGUCCAAUUAUGAUCAGCAUGGCUGCAAAGCUGUUUGCAUUGAUUGGAGGUGUUGGUCUUUUGUCUGCUAAGGCUAUAGUUGUUGCCAAGUUGGCUCUACUGAUCUCUGUAAUCCUGUUGGCCCAAAACUACUUGUCGAAUAGGGGCACAAAUUAUCUGCCAUACUACGGUGGAAAUUCCUACUACCCAUCUGUUACAUAUGGAACAAAUAAUCUAGGAGGUUGGAAUCCCCAGUAUCCUUAUGCUAGAUCUCUUGAAGUGAAUGGUGGUAGCACUGAAAGUUAUGAAGGAGAACAAUUGGCUUAUAAAGGAUACACUUCAAUCCCACAAUAGGAUACGAAGAUAUUAUAUUUUCAACAUGACAUUUUAAGGUCUCUGUGAGACCUUAUUAUUCCACGAAUUAUUUAUUUAUUUAUUCUUGUAGGUACUUCUGUUAUUGAAAAUUCAAUAUAAUUUUAUAUGUUUUUA